AUGAAGCGCAGCGAGUGGCGCGUGAGGGCCCAUUCAGGGGGGGACACCCCAGCUACGGACGGAGCACCGGGGAAAUCCGAAGCGGGGCACGCGCUGACGUGGCAGGACGAGGAGGUGUACCAAAUGUUGCGGAAGUACGGGCGGUACGCGAUUGGCCUGCUGGAGGGUGUGCUGGCCACGAUCGACGUGAAGCUAAACGAUACAGUUGUCCAGGCCACCAAACCGUUCGACGAAUACCCCCCCAACAUCCUCCGUGCUCUCGAGAGCCUGAAGGAGUACCGUCGCCAGAAGCAGCUCAGCCUCAGGCCGCCCAGGGCCAGCAGCAACGACGCUGCUCCAGCCGGCAAACGGAGGAGUAAACUGCAGGGGCGAGGAAGGCGGGGUGGGGAAGAAAGGCACGAGGAGCAGGGCCCACCUGGUGAUAGUUUGGCUGAUGACAGACGGGUUGAUGCUGGUGAUGGUGAUGAUAUAGGGGAGGUGGUUGAUGGGGAUGCUUCCUUCAAAGGUUUGAAGCGUUCCGGAAUGUCUCUAAAGGUGGCUGGUGGGGAUGCUGCGUGCAAGGGUCUGAAGAGUUCUGCCCGUGGCAAGCCGGCGGCAGCAGCUGAUAAGCCUGAGGGCAUGGCAGGGGGUGUAAGAAAGGUUGGUGUUUCCUCUGGUGUUUUCUCUAGUUGUAAGAACAGGGUGGCUGGGAAGGGCAGUCACAGGAGCAAUCAUCGCAGGGUGAACGUGAGGGAGGGAGGCGGUAACGGGGAGAAAAAGGCUGCUGGUGAGAGGAAGGCUGCUGGUGGCGAUGGGGAGAGGAAAUCCGCUGGUGGCAGGAAAUCUGCUGGUGAGCGGGGCUUUUGCAGCACGAAGGCAGGGAGGAGGAGCCGGGCGACCAUGCGGUGUUUGGAGCAGUCGACCAGGGAGAGGCUGUGUGAGAUUGCCCAGCAGGCAGAGGAGGCGAACAGGCGCGCUGUGGAGGCGAAGAGGGCGCUGGUGGAUAAGUACUAUGGUAUUUUGAAAGAGAAGCUUGCACAGGGGGUGGAGGAGGAGAGGAGGAUGAUUGCUGAGGUGGUUGCAAGGGAGGAGGCCAAGCUGAGGCGUUUGGCUGGCUUGCUGUGA
Closterium sp. Yama58-4 is the source of this 1104-nucleotide messenger RNA. NCBI's taxonomy places the organism in Eukaryota, Viridiplantae, Streptophyta, Zygnematophyceae, Desmidiales, Closteriaceae. The record is from the annotation of a GenBank genome assembly.